Drosophila kikkawai is the source of this 1546-nucleotide messenger RNA. Its product is annotated as zinc finger protein Paris-like. NCBI's taxonomy places the organism in Eukaryota, Metazoa, Arthropoda, Insecta, Diptera, Drosophilidae. Gene Ontology annotation, molecular function: RNA polymerase II cis-regulatory region sequence-specific DNA binding; zinc ion binding; DNA-binding transcription factor activity, RNA polymerase II-specific. The record is from RefSeq and is a predicted model, not a curated record. Gene Ontology annotation, cellular component: chromatin; PcG protein complex; nucleus. Gene Ontology annotation, biological process: regulation of transcription by RNA polymerase II.
AAGAAUAUCAAAUAAAAAUGUAGGGCAACAAAAUUGAUAGUAUCUAGCUCCGAUGUUUUGCCAGCCCUAGUUCCCUGCGUAUUGUGAUCGCGCGGAAAAUUUAAAAACAGCGGGCAGCGGGAAUUCCAGCCUUUCUUUUGUAUAAUAGAUGUAAUCGAUAGUCGCCAAAUCAUCGAUUUUUCACCACCUCUAAUCCACAAGGACGAAAAAUUGUGAUCAUAUGGUAGACAUUCUGCGUUGUGUAUUAAAACUGUACCAAGUUUGUAAGUAUAUAUCCACGUAUAACUUUUAAUACAAGUACAAAAAAAAUCUCACUAUUCAAAUCAUGGAAAUUCAAAUCUGUCGCGCUUGCCUGGGAACGUCACCUGCUAUGAUCAACAUAUUCGAAGACGCUCCAGGACUAGGGAUCUCCAUCGCCGAUAUGAUCACUCAAUGCACUCCCUACGAGAUUUCUAAGGGAGAUUGCUAUCCCAAAAACAUAUGCGAUUCUUGCCUGCACUGUGCUCGAGCCGCCUUUGAGAUAAGGCAAACAAUUGAGAAGAGCCACCAGAAGAUACUCCAGUUGAAGAACCGUAAAGUCUUAACAGCCAAUCUCAGGCAGGAUGUUUGCUCUCCUGAGAUUAAAAAACCGCACAAGUGUACCUACUGCCAAAAGGCGUUUAAGAAAAAAUGGCAUCUUCAGGAACAUACGCGUAAGCACACGGGAGAGCGAUCGUAUAAGUGCCACUGCUCGAUGUCCUUUUCCUAUAGAAAUUCUUUAAAGUCACACAUCAAGCGGCACACUGGAGAGAAACGGUAUGAAUGCUCCCACUGCUCGAAGAAGUUUACAGAAUCUUGUCAUCUUAAGAUACAUAUCCGAACUCACACGGGCGAGAAACCGUUUAAGUGCUCUCAAUGCUCAAUGUCAUUUGCUAUUAAGACCACUCUUCAGUCACAUAUCCGAACUCAUACGGGAGAGCGACCGUAUAAGUGUCCCCAAUGUCCACAGGCGUUUACCCAGAAAAAUGGUCUUAAGGCACACACUCGAACACAUACGGGAGAGCGACCGCAUUCGUGCAAUCACUGCUCAAAGUCGUUUUCAACGAAAGAACAACUUAAGCAACACAUCAGAUCUCACACGGGGGAGAGACCAUUUAAGUGCUCCCUCUGCUCGAAGUCCUUUUCCUCAACAAGUGGUGUUCAACGGCACAAUCUAACUCAUACGGGAGAGCGACCGCAUAAGUGUUCCCACUGUUCGAUGGCAUUUUCCCAGAGUUCUAGUCUUUAUAGACACCUGUUAACACACAGGAGGGAUAAACUAGAAAAUUAAUACGUUCGUCUGGGAUCACUUGCUGUAACCGCACAGAAAACAUAACGGAAAAGCCACUGCUUCCUAGGGUCUAAAACCAUUAAAAAUAAAUAUGCAUAUCUCAAAUAAGCGACAAAAAAAAUCAGAAAAAGCCACUGCGUCUCAACCUACGAUCUAAAACCAUAUCUAAUUUUAACUAAUACUCAUUUUAUCUAAAAAUAUAUUUAAGUCUUUUACAAAUAAAUAUAAAUCAAACAA